AUGAUCUCUCACGAGGAGCUGCAACGGCACUCGAGCGGAGGUGACUCCUGGCUUGCCAUCCACGGCAUGGUGUACAACGUGUCUCGUUGGCACGACCGUCACCCGGGAGGUUCCGACAUUCUUCUUGCCUACGCCGGCCGCGACGCGUCCGAUCAGUUUGAGCUCUUUCACCCGCCUGCGGUGGCGCGGCGACUCAAGCCGUUCCUCGUCGGUGCGCUCGAA
Molecule: messenger RNA, 222 nt
Organism: Emiliania huxleyi CCMP1516
Lineage: Eukaryota; Haptophyta; Isochrysidales; Noelaerhabdaceae
Exons: 1
Biological process (GO): lipid metabolic process
Cellular component (GO): membrane
Molecular function (GO): oxidoreductase activity, acting on paired donors, with oxidation of a pair of donors resulting in the reduction of molecular oxygen to two molecules of water
Source: RefSeq, a predicted model, not a curated record